Messenger RNA from Amoebophrya sp. A25, 7787 nucleotides. NCBI's taxonomy places the organism in Eukaryota, Dinophyceae, Syndiniales, Amoebophryaceae. The record is from the annotation of a GenBank genome assembly.
AUUGAAAAUAUUUUUAUUACUGAGGAGCACGAGGUGUAGUAGCAUUAGAUUAGGAUGAUCAAAUUGAUAAAAGGACUUAUCGUCUUCAUCUUCUAGACCAACAUGGGAGUCUGGGCGCGACCUGUUUGCUGGCGGUGGACCCGUUUUCCGCUUUUGGCUACCUUUCUUGCCGUAAAGCUAAAUAUUUACAUUCUGGCGGAGCUGGGAGCUGGUGGGACCCUAUCUUCGGUCGUAGUAGAGUCAAAGAGCGUUCAUCCUCAUGUUAUGUGAACAAAGACAUCGGCUACAAAAGGGCUAUCGCAAGACUUGGUCAUCUCUUUCGUCUGUAUGAAAAGAGCUUCUGUCUCUUUCCGUCUACAAAAGAGCUGUCUCAAGAAGAAAGCAGUAAGAAUAGUAGAGUGAAGUCAAAUUGUCGUGAAGGAUCCCAAGUGGGAGGAGAAGCAGAGCACUAUUGUUCUGUAUCUGUAUCUUCAUCUGCGAGCUGUGUCUGAUCAUGACUUGGUGCUGUAGGGAAGCCUCUAUUUUCUAUCUAGCGCCGUUUGACGAGCUAACGCGCGUCAUUCAAGAACAACACUAUCGCACUAGAGGAGAAAUAAUGCGUUAAAAAAUACCGGGUCGCUUCUUCCGCUUCGUUUUAGUAGUCCGUUGUCCAAAGUCAAAAAUGCUCUGCUCAUCUAAAAACUACAACGCGGACUACAGCAAACGAGGAAGAAAAAAGCGAGGAGCUUUACAACCGCGACUGAAUCUUACCGAGAGCAUGCGGCUUCAAGGGCGUUAUGAGAGAUGCAACCAGAUGGUCAAAGAGUUAACCGAGCAGCUGGUCGGUCCCCUGUAUGAAUGGAUGAUAUUUUUUCUCCCCUCUAGAUCAGACCAUGAUCGAGGCUUACUUUCCGUCUUUAAGGGAAUACCACGUUUUUAGCGAGGGGAUGAAUGAAGGGAUAGCCGUGAUGGUCUGCCUAGAUGGAAUAGACGCCAUUCAUACCCUGGCCCCAGUAGUUGGAGCAGGUGCGCCCGUAGCCGCGUUUCUGAACCCAAGCUAUGGAACCCGCGGCUUUUCGUUUUGUCCAUGAUCCACUCCUACUAUUAUAGAUAUUCAUGAUAAUGAUACUAGUACUUAAUAUUAGAAAAAUGUCGUGCAAGAAUACAUAGUUUGAAAGUCUAACAAGAAAUACUAAUCAGCUGCUCCAUGAUAUUAUAUAUCGUUUCUUGAAAGAUGUACUGACAGCAAAAAGACUAGUUUUGUCGCUUCUGUGUCUUGAUUUUUGUUCUUCUGCAAACAGGUCGAUACUCAGACUAGAUAACUUCUUGAUACCACAAUUAGACUAAACUACCACGAUUAGGGUUAGGCGUCCUUAUUGUUAAGAUCAAAAAUACACAACUUUCAGUAGUAACUAAGUAGUACCAAGGUAAAGUAGAAGUAACUCUAAGUUUAGUACAUCAAGAAUACGCUUUCAGUAGGUGGAACUUCUUGGGUCACCUGACCUUCAUCAAAAAUACACUCUCGCUUUCAGUAGGGACUUCAACUAGGCCUGCCUCGAGUAGCUAACUGAAGUAACAGAGUCACUACGUUGCUCGCCUUUCAGUGUCUCGCUUAUUUUAAGUAGUUACUUGCUCCGUACUUCAAUUGAUGUUUAUCGAAGGAGUCUAUCUUCAGCUUGUUUCGUUUUUCUUCAUACAAGUGACCUGCAGAAGCUCUAGUUUAUUUAGUUAGUACGAUCUUCAUCCUUACACAUUCGUGUUCGUCUUUCAUACAAGUGACCUGCAAAAGCAGGCCUUCGUUCCUAUGUGCACGAGGACGGGCGCUCGGACUCGAUCGUUCUCGGAGGAGAUGGAUAAGUGGUGGCUGGCCUUGUUUUCAACUAUGGAUAAUUUUUUUAGUCCCCCAUCUACUUUAACAGACCAUGAUCGAGGCUUCCGCAUAGGCUCAGACUGUUUUUCUAAAGAUAAAAUUUCAAUCAAAUCAACAGUACCACUUCUCACUUCUAGGCUUCUGCUUUAUUGUUGAAGUCCGCUCUGUUUAGUCACCUCAAGUAGUGCGUACUGCUAUUAAAGGAAAAGGGGUUGUAGCCUCGAUGGUCUGCCUCUAGAGGGGAGAAAAAACGCCAUCCAUAUGAAGGGCAAUGUCCCUGCAGCAAAGAGGGGAGUGCGCUCCAGUACCACGACGCCUGCUGCAAUUAUUGGAGUUACGACCACGUCACUUCUCUAAGAAAGCUGAUGUGUUGAUUUUUUUGAUCUUUUUAUUCGACGUCAAACUUGGACUAUCAUUGUCGGGCGUGCUCCUGCUCGUGUGUAAUAUCAUUUGCGUUUUUACUACUAGAAGUCGUGUGUUGAUAUGUAUACGACUGGAUUUACCAAUGAGGAAUGUCCUACUACUAUUUGUGUACAACUACUCUUUCAUCUAUAUCUGUAUGUACUUUCUAUAUCUGUAUGUACUUUCAUUCUAUAUCUGUAUGUACUUUCUAUAUCUGUAUGUACUUUCUAUAUCUGCAUGUACUUUCUAUAUCUGGAUCAUGUAAAUUCUUUCGUACUAUUUCUGUUGCUGUUGCACUAGAUAAUACUUUCUAAGGGCUGUUUUUUUGUUGUCGUCGGAGCAGGAGAGGCCGCACGCUUUUAGUGCCUAUCCUUGGCAGGGUCGCCAGGAGAGCGAGGUCCUGCGUGCGACACGGCUCUUGCUAUGAGGUUUUUUCUCCCAACUGUUGCCAGACGAAGGCCAUCGAGGCUGCUGCCCCUUUUCCCCUUGAAAGUGCAUAGUACUUAGGUCAAAGGCUCCGAGCCUCGAUGGUCUGUUUACCCACCUAGAUGGAAGAGAAAAGACAAUGUUUUCACCAUUCAUGCUUGCCAACUAGUUGGGCAGCUCUCGCAGUGGCCGCGCGAACGCAUCGAUAUGCGAUUGACGGUCGUCGACGAUGGGAGUGGUACCAGGUUCAAGAACAAAUGAAGAGCGCGCCACAAUCGCAACAUUAAGGCAACCCUGAUUAGAUUAUUUACACUUUCAAAAACUUUUUUCACUUGGCCGCAACCCUGAUGAAUUAGUGCAGUGACAUAAUGAUACAUUGUUUAAUAUCUACUCAAAAUCAUGAAGAUGAAGAUACUAGUCACAAUAUAAUAUAAUUAAGGAGCCACUUAUUUCAACUUUUCCGACUUCGAAUGGUUGAAAAUGAAAACACUUUUUCCAGGAGUCAUACUGAUGAAUCAUGACGAAGCACUGUAGUAAUUCAUUGGAUUGAGUUAGCACUAAUGAGUUGAUACGCGAACAAACCUUGAACAAAUAAGCAAGUAAAUUUAAGAAUAAUACUCACUUGCUAAGUAUUUUAGAUAAUCGGUAUGCUCGUUUAUUUCGAAGUAGUUCCUUGCUUAUUUCAGUUUAUCGAGUAUUUCAAUCAAUCAAUCAAGCAGUCAGUCAAACAAUCAAGCAAGCAGCCAAUCAAUGUAGCAGCUCUAACCGCAGGCAGGUGGAAGGCGGGUUUCUGAGAAAUCGUGGCUUCAUUAUGCACUUUCGAACAUGCCAGUCGGAAGCGAUGCGAUGUUGUAUCCCACAGCGGAAAGCCUCUAGUAAGGCCGCACACCCUAUCUAGGAAGCAUCUUUGGGGAUUCAAUCAAUCUAGGAAGCAUCUUUUGCUCAGAGAUCAACAUCUGACACGAAGGGCGAGAAUGUAAGAGGUUCCAUGACACGACAUGACUCUAUUGCUAAUAUUGCUAUAGUCUCAGUCUGACGUGUUAGCUCGAGCUCUCCUUUCUUUUAGGGAGUAGAGCAGAAGACAGUUGGUUGCCAAAGAUGCGACUCUCUAGAUGGGAAUGCAGGUAAGCUCUAUCUCUGCGGGCGUUCAAGCAGACGCACAGAGAAGCCUCUCCUGUGGAUUAGCUCGCAAAUUGCCAAGCUGCUCAACACUGCAGAAAAAAAGGACUUAGUUGUACCAGAAGAAGAAGAUCAGGAAACUUCUGAUGUAGUCGCGCAAACCGCACCACGACGUGAAGGCGGACAUACAGCUGAAGGACAUACAACUGAAGAGACCGAACAAAUAAGGGUACUGGAGGCAAAAAUCGAAGAACUUGGGAACAAAGGCAAAAAUCGCGAUUUGGAGGAGGACCCGGAAGCUCUGCGAAACUUUGACUUGUUCAUGACCGCUUUUUGGGAAAAGUUGAAUCGUCUGGAGACUAUGGAAAAGGUGUUAAGGCUUGGGCUACAUCUUCAGACUGUAGUAAUUCUAAUUAGAAUUACAGUUACAGUUGCAUCCUCAACUAAAACUACUAUGCUAGCACGGUCUUCCGUAGUACCCGACAGAUUGUAUGUAGUAAUGAUCCCCAGGAGAUUGUUGUUGUGUUAGAUAUUACACCCCCAGCCGCAAUGCCAACUAUACUAGUACUGAUGCAUCACAGCAGCAUGAGUAUGUUAUUGGGCGGUCUACCCUAGUACCCGACGAAUCCCCAACAGACAGGGUGAGGGUGGUGAUAGUCGGGCGGUCUACUUCUCUACCCUACGAAUGGGUAGUACUUACCCUACUGCUAGUACUCCUUACUAGAACGGCAUCCCAGGAAUGGUUUUGUAUUGCCCCAGAUAGUAUCGCUGUAGAGCGAGGACUGUGUAGGAGUGAGACGCACUGGCGAUGAUCUUCUGCACGGAGACGCACUGAUGAUGUACUGCUGUAACAACUGCGUUGGCUCUAAAAAUGCAUGCGCGAGUAGCUAAAGUCCUCGACGAGGAGACCCACAAGACGCAAAAGCAGGAAUCGCAAAAUUAAGGCUUAAUACCGUUCAGCUCUACGAGUCGUUUCCCCCUGGUUCCUUCCUAGGAUCGGGAUAAAUGCAGGCAAGAAGUGAAUUGUUCUGAGCUCUAACAAGGUCCUGCGUUGAAAGGGGGCCACUUCAGUAGUAUUGCUUCGUCAACGCAACAUAGCACGACUGCGCUCAUGCUUACUGCGACUACGCAGGUCCCUGCCGUGUCUGAAGAAGAAGCGAUAAGUAAGAGGGCCUUUGUGCUGGAGUCACCUCCCCCCGUGUCUGGUAUUAACCAGGGGAGGACAAAUACAGCACGGGAGGUUUUCUCCGUGAAAGCGGUUCCGCUGAAAGCGCAGACCACUGCGAACGAGAUAGCCUUUCAGCGACCACGGUCGGAGGCUGAAGACCUUGUCAAGGUUAAGGCAGGCUCCCACUAAUUCAUUCAUCUUGAAGUUUGUAUCUUUAGCACGUUUUUGUUUUAUUUGAGGGGAGAAAAGGUCAAAGAUACACUUCAGGAGGAUGAAUGUUUGGAAGCUCUAACGAAGAGAUGCGUCCGGCAAGUCGCCGGUUCUUACCUCUAACCGACUUCGAGCGGGCUCUGUCAUUGAAAGCCCUUCGCUUGUUCGCGAAGUUCACGCGGUCGACGCAGUUGCGAGCGUUUCUCUUCGUCCACGCGGACGACGAGCAGGCGAUUGCGCACGAUGUCACCCAGGAAUUGCUCGCCGCGGUCCCAGGCACAAGGCACGUCCACGACCGCGAGGGCUCCAUGGCGCACACGAUCCUGCGCGCGUUUUUUAAGGCUUCUCACGUCUAAUCCAUCUUUUUGAAAGACAUCCUGAAGAGUCUGCUCCCCAAGGGGAAAGGGCACACUCCGGGGUGCGCUAUCUUGAGAUGGAAGAUUAGUGCGAGCUCUAAGCUUUCCUACCGGAUUGCGGACGUAGCCGCUUGCGUCGAGCUUCUUUGGGCGCACGUGCAGCCCCAUGCACUGCCAGGCCUCAAAGCUGCAAACUUCAUCACCCGCGAAGGAGGAGGAGACGAGAAUGCUCAGCAGCAUAGUUAUGGCGCUCACCGACUAAGAGCAUCAUCGAGUUCCCUGAUCCUCGGCAUAAAAGUUAUGCUUAUUCAGUAAGUAUUUAUUAGCAUCUACUUACGAUUAUGUUGGUCAGUGGUCUCUACCUACUCCAGACCUAUGAAUGAGCCGGAUUCGAAAUUCCAGGGGCUGCUCUCUCGCCGCCAUGACCGUGAUCAAGGCCGCUCCUUGUCUUGCUCACUCACUGGCCCCGCGUAUGGUCGUUGCGUGAACUCUAUGACUUAUUGAAUGGCUAGCACACCUCCUCCGUUCAUUAUCUUAGUGCGCUUACUGCUCAUGAAUUCACAUCGUGGGGGUAUAGAUGAUAUGGGCCAACAAUGGCGCAGCCAAUGACUGCGCCGCCAUGCACAUAAAUGGCUGCGAGCAGUUAUUAGCAUGAUCCCCCCAGGUCAGUAGCUACCUACGCCGUGACUUUUCGUGAUAUGCCACGACAUAUGCCCCAUGUCGGUACCAGCUCACGGCCUUAAACAGUCAGAGGCCACUCCGCGCCUCCGUUCUUGUCGUCUCUCUCUCUGUUCCAUUGCAUCAGCAUCAGCUCCAUGCGCUCGCGAGGGCUACGGAGUGCGCCCGGACGUGUUCGGGCGUUCCAACAGAUUAGGCCCCUGGGGCCAUCAUGGUAGUGCAGCUAAUAAAUUGAUGCUUCAUCUACUGCUUCCAACUAUCAAAAGCUCGCAGUCUUACUGUAGUAAAAUUAAUGGGCUCAGCCUAUUGUCUUAGGUAUCGUGGCCGCCUCUUCUAGUAGGGGCGUGGAGCUUUUUGUUCCUCUUCAGUCAUGAGGCCAAGGCGUUCGCUUGCAAUUCUCGUUAUGAGUCUCGUCUUUCUUCUGGAUUCCUUCUCACGUCAGUUGUAGUGCCCUUAUUUUGUCUCAACACACGCAAAAUAGUAAAUGAAGGACUCACCACGCAGCUCGUCUUCUAACAGACAGUGAAGGAUGAGCUGAACUACGAGGGUAAGAAGCACACGAGAAGUAAAGACUUGGUGGAGUUUCACAGGAGACGCGCAGAACUCCUUUUCAGCGAGAACUUGGGUUAAGGGUUGGAAGUUGGCCUCUCUAUAAGCAUCCGCAUCAUGGCUUCUCCAAGUAAGAAAGCCAUAGAUAUGCGAGCUAGAGUGGUCGACUUUCGGUCCCUAAUUUGGGAGAGGUAAAGGCCACCGCAGCAGAGGUCGUCGCCGUGCGCGUUCGUAUGUUGGACCCCUACCAGCCGAUUUGAUAAGAAAAACUCUGGAGUUUUCAGGCGGAAAGAGAUACAACUACUAAGGCCUCACUUAAACUUAGUCCAUCUUGUAGCGUAUGUGUAAAAAGCUUUCAAGGCCUCCCUUAAUCCAUCUUGUUUUAGGUAGCAGGUCAUCUUUUGAAGGCUGUUUUCAAGUAGAAAAAUGGACGGAGGUUAUGGGGCAUUAGAAUGUGGAAGUUCUAAAACUACACAGCUGCGCGCAUCGGUUCACGCACUAGUUAUACCGCGAAUAGGCGGAAGAGCUUGCUUUUCAUUGGUGCGAGCAGUAUGGAUGAAGAUGUUUUUUCUUUCAUUUGACAGCCCAUCGAGGCUGCCCCGUUUCGUCCCCUUGCAAGUGUAUAGCUUCUUAAAGGGGAGCGGCCUCGAUGUUAGAAAGGGGGGCCUGCUCGAUGGUCUGCAUCUAGAGGGGAGAAGGAACGUCAUUCAUGAGCAGCUUUGCGGAGGGACGUGACGUGGAUUACUGUUCUCAGUAUCAAAACAUCUUACUUGUGGAGCCAUUGCCUGACGCCUUCCGCCGUUUGGAGCAGCAUAUUGGAGUUUAUCAAAGAAUUAGGAAAGGAUUCCUUUCAAAGGAAAAAAUGUACUGGCACUCAUCCUCAAGAGCACAGGUAUUGAUGUUCCCUGAGUGGGAAGCAGCCUCUGUUCUUGAGUAUGAGUACACUUUUUCCUCUCAUAAGAAUCUUUGGGCAGUCGUGUCGUCUGCGCGCGGUCUGGGCCGCGGUCACGGAUUUGCCCUCGUCCUCUGA